Messenger RNA from Perkinsus marinus ATCC 50983, 2247 nucleotides. RefSeq names its product calcium-activated potassium channel alpha chain, putative. The coding region runs from base 1 to 2247 and encodes 748 amino acids. The record is from RefSeq and is a predicted model, not a curated record. The transcript has 17 exons. Gene Ontology annotation, biological process: potassium ion transport. NCBI's taxonomy places the organism in Eukaryota, Perkinsozoa, Perkinsida, Perkinsidae. Gene Ontology annotation, cellular component: membrane.
AUGUCGAACAGCAAUACGUCAACAAUUGAUAUGGGAGAUACCGAGGGCUGGGUUUGUGGUGACCAUUGUGCCCUCUUCGACUGGGACUGGGGUCUUAGAGUCACCUGGCAGUGCUUCAUUGUAUGGCUCAUCGUUGCCUGUACGGGGCUUUUCCUAACGCAAGCUGCGAGAUGGGGUAGCACGUCGGUCGAGAAGCUCAAACGACAGUUGAGUGUUGCGGAAGGAUACACUCGAGGUUCCUACCUUUACCUCGGGUUCGUCAUAAUAGGCUCUCUCUACCAAUGUUGCAUCUUUGCUUACCAAUCCUAUACCUGGACCGCUCAUACCAUCAGCUAUUCCCUCAACUUCUUCAUAGCUAUACUAUACGGUCUGGAAACCAUCAUGUUGUGCUUGUUGUACAUCACACAAGGCACUGCUGUUUUUCUCAAGCACUCCCUCAGCUCGGUGUUCGUCGCUGUGUUCGUUGUGGUAUCUGUAGUGGGGCAGUCUGUCUGGGUCGACGACUUUGGCUUAAAGACAUGGUUCUCUUUCGCCUUCUUCGCCAGCCUAAGGGUCUUCCAGAACUGGCAUCUCUUCUUAGCAACCGCGGGCUUCCACAGUGCCGACAUCAACAUGCAGAUAGUUAACGUUUGCAUCGGGGCAGUAUGUUGGGUCUACUUUGCUUCAUGUGUGGUCAUGACGUUGGAGAACCUGGAGGUAUCCAGACGUGCCUCCACACCCCUUCCUUGGACGAUUCUUGGAGGAAUCGCGGCCUUCUCAUAUGCGGUUAACAAGUUACUUGAAGUCUACGGCCUCACUAGAUCCGGUCGAGGACGCUAUCCUUUGAAGCGACGAUAUCGUCACAUAGUGGUUGCCGGGACACCUUCCACUGAGAUGCUCAAGGACUUCCUCUCCGAAAUAUACCAUGCGGAUCAUGCUGAUGACAGCGAGGAUUUGGAAGUGGUUCUACUCUUUCCUGGUCAAGGCAGCGUGAUGCAGUCUAUGAGCGAAUAUCUACGUCAGAAGGAUAACGUCCAUAUGCGAUCGAGGGUGUACACCUUGCAAGGUAGCCUCUUAGAGGCUACUGAUAUGCGUCGCAUUGGAGCUACACGUGCUGAAGCAUUCUUCAUCCUUCCCAGUAUCUUCUCCUCGAAUCCAGUCCAGGACGAUACUGAAAACCUUGUACGCUUCUUUUCGGUUCGGAGAUACAAUCCCAACGCAAGGAUUAUCGUCCUUCUACAUAAGGCUGAACACAAGGACAUUCUCGGAAGCGAAAUGCUAGGUGGUGGCGCGGCCAUGCCAGAUGUCGAUGAAGAAGACAUGUCGGAGCUCACAACGCUCAUUUGCAUCGAUCAGUUCAAGCUAGAGCUUAUAGGAAAGACCUGCCAAGUCCCGGGCUUCUCGACUCUCAUUUGUAAUCUAUGUACAUCUGUGAGCGAUACAGAAGCUCUGGAAGGAACACCACAAUGGUUACAGGAGUACGACGCUGGCCUUGGCAACGAGCUAUACGAGGUUCCACUCUCCCCAGCAUACUACGGGCAACCCUUCGGUCUCUGCUGUUUGGAUGUCCUUAACCGUAGCGAGAAUCGAGACGUCUACCUCAUAGGUCUCGUUGAACGUAAUGUGAUGAACACUGGAGGGAAGGUGAUCACUAUCAAUCCCGGAUCCGACUACGCAGUCAUGGACUCCGAGGAUCAUACCGGCGUUUACGGCAUCUUUAUCGCCAGCGAUCGCGACGCUAUCGUACAGAAAGGCUGGCGUAACCACAGUCGGCGUAGUGAUCAAUCCGACGGCUAUAGUGACGAGGUGUCCGAGGUUAGUACCCUUCCGGACCCCCUCGGUAGAUUUCGAAAUGCAUCAUACAAGGGAGGGAUAGUCGGGAACGAUCACCGGAGGGGAGCUAACAAAAACAGUGCAGUGUUGAGGAUGAGCGCAUCUAUGAAGAAAGCAGCGACCCUGGUAGAGGAGGCCAACUUCCAUAUGAUGUCUAUGGCACAGCUGUCCAGGGCGCCGCCCAAUAUCAAACAGUUGGUGUUCUUGGACAAGUUAGAGAAGGUCCAAUUUCGGCGGCCAUUAUACCUCCUCAUCAACAUCGAUGCAGGCUUCCAAGAUCCCACCAGCGGCGCCCGAGGACGUGCCAAGAUAGGACUGGAGCAUUUCGUAUCACCAAUGCGAGCUGCCUAUUUCGCUGAGGCCACCCCCAUCGUGGUAUUGGCUCCCUUUAUUCCCAUGGACUGGAAUACAGUGUGUUACUCACACGUUCCUUGA